Messenger RNA from Gongylonema pulchrum, 435 nucleotides. The record is from the annotation of a GenBank genome assembly. NCBI's taxonomy places the organism in Eukaryota, Metazoa, Nematoda, Chromadorea, Rhabditida, Gongylonematidae.
AUGAUAGUGAUGAAGAUAAUCAUAAUUUCUAAUAAUGCGAUGGUUGUGGCAACAAUGGUGAUGAUGACGAUGGCGGUAACGUUGACGAUGGGAAGAAACAAGAUAAGCAACGAACGAGAAAGCAAAGGCUUCGACAUGCAGCGAGGUACUAAAGAAAAAGAUCGAGGAAAGAGUACUGUUGACUGCAAGACAGCUUCGAAAGGAUCAGAAAUAGGCAAAAUGAAACUGGCCCAACAACAAAGCCAUGAAAACCAUGAAACCACGGAAAUGAAUGCCGGGAAAGAUUCGGACGGCAAUGAGCAAUACAAAGGGAUUUGUGGUGGUGAAGACAGUGAAGAUGACAAGAAAUUGGCUGUACUGAAAAAUAAAGCGAAGAAAAUUAGCGAGAACAAUGAUGAUAACAUGAAUGAAUUCCGUAAUGCUGGUAAUAAUGAA